AUGUCCGUCGCCAUGCAGACAUUCAGACCAUCGCAGGUUGUCGACCGAACAUAUUCAUCCCUUCAGUCACUGCUGGACGACCCCGCCCAGCUCUUCAUGUCGUCCAACUCGAUCCAGCGUCCUUCGGGUGGGGAUCUGGACAUCUUAUCGGCCUCGCGCUACCCCCAGGCUCUCACGCAGCCGUACGAGGACAUGGAACAGAAUCCGCGCAAGCGCAAGGCCGCAGCCGCAGCCUCGUCCAACCACUUGUACGGAGGUAUUGUCUUAGCUACCACCCCGGGUAGCCGUAGCCAUUCCUCCUCGGGAGAACAGGACCAGACACCGACUCAAAAGAGAUCAAAGGCAACAAAGCGUUCACCUGCCAACGACGGGGACGAACAAGGAACCGAAAAGAAGCAAAGGGGCCGGCCUAGACUCGACACUCACGACGAAACGGCGGCGGAUCGUCGACGCACGCAGAUUCGCCUGGCCCAGAGAGCGUACCGGCAUCGAAAGGAAACCACCAUCUCGGCGCUGAAGCAAAAGGUCACCGACCUCCAGACCACCAUCGAGCAUAUGAACAAGACCUUUCUGACUCUCCAUGAUAACAUGGUCGACGCCGGGAUUUUGAGCUCGCACUAUUCCCUAGGUCGCCAGCUCCAGGCUGCCACGGAGGAAUUCGUUGCUCUGUCCAAGAUAGCAACACCUGAAUCCGACGAGGAAGAAGAGGUGGCCAUUGCCAAAAUCACCCAAGGUGGCGACGGAAAGCCCGCCUCCGAACCAGGUGAGAGCAAGAGAAGAUCUAGUGCACAGCUGGGCCCAAAGACCUCGUCACGGCCCGCAGCAGCGACCAAGACUAAUAAUGUACGCCGAGCGGUUAGUUUCGAUCAGAGCUCAACAGAUGCGGAAGCAGAUGUGGAAGAGUUACCUUUGAUGGGCAAAGAAGACCAUCCAUUGGUCGCCCUCUCAGAAUCCGCAUGGUCGACGGACAAUUCCAACCUCCACGGCCUGAAUGAUCUUAUGUCCUUCAACGCGACCAUUCCCGACGUCGUCCUCUUUGACGAACCCAAUGAGAAACUCGUCAUUGAACGCCCUCUGAAACCCUCCUACCAAGCCGAGGGCUCGUACACUUACAGCUUCCAGGAGACGACCUUCGCACGCCGUCUCCACAGGAUGUGUCUGGAGCGAGCCUUCCGCAACCUGACUAACCCUGACAUCGACCCGGAGUACAUCAAACGAGCGUUCCGCUUCACAUUCUGCUUCUCCAAUCGCAAGCGGAUGCUGCAACGCUUCCAGGAAAUGCUCAAGCGGAAGGCUGGCGAGUCGCUUGAAAACUGGAACGUGCCCUUCUUCCACAUCGGCGGCGCGGGGACGCAUUACCCCCGGCGUGACGACGGAGGGAACCCCAUUUACCCGCCGAACAUGAUCAGUCCCGCCAAAGCAUUCGGGCCGCAGCCCUACGUCCAGGCCGAGACUCCGCGGAUGGAGACGUCGGUGCAGGAAAUGCUCGACAACAUCGGCUUUGGUGGCGUGUGGUUCGACAGCCACGAUGUCGAAGAGUACCUCAAGUCCAAGGGUAUAUACCUCGACGGCCAGAGCAGCUUCAUUGAGGUGGAUCCAAGCGUCCUGCCGCGUGUCAAAGCCUCCAUGUCCUCCCCCGACGGGACCUCGAGCUCUAACCGCAGCCCACUCGAUGCGAUCCUACGCACUCCAAGUCCUAUCCUAGGGGCCGAAGGCCUCACAGAUCCCAUCACCGACCCGUUCAUCGCCCGCGAACUGGGCGAGAUGUUUGCCCGACCGAGCACGUUGUUCCCAUCUUUGUCCUCCACAUCUACUACUGCCGCAGCAACAGCAGCUGCCGCCUCCGAGCCCCGGAGCAAUGCAAAGUCGGCCGAUGACCCGUGGGCCGACUUCGCGGCGCUCGCUUCGGCAUCCUCACCACCUACUUUCUCCGAUCUCCUGAGCCGACGGCCGAAUCCGCUCACCUUUGACGUGGAGAUGUUCCUGGAGCGCAUGAUUCUCGGGAGUGCCUGCCUGGGCCGGGCCCCUGGGUUCCGAAAGGAAACGAUCGACGAGGCUCUCGUGAUGAGUCUGCAGGAGAGUUUUUAG
Fonsecaea multimorphosa CBS 102226 is the source of this 2088-nucleotide messenger RNA. RefSeq lists its product as uncharacterized. Gene Ontology annotation, biological process: regulation of DNA-templated transcription. The transcript has a single exon. Gene Ontology annotation, molecular function: DNA-binding transcription factor activity. Bases 1 to 2088 code for a protein of 695 amino acids. The record is from RefSeq and is a predicted model, not a curated record. Lineage: Eukaryota; Fungi; Ascomycota; Eurotiomycetes; Chaetothyriales; Herpotrichiellaceae.